AUGGUUUUAGCCGAUUUGGGUCGAAAAAUCCGCAAUGCGAUUGGAAAACUCGGUCAAAGCACGGUCAUCAACGAGGAAGAGCUCGAUUUGAUGCUCAAGGAGGUGUGCACGGCCCUCAUCGAGUCAGAUGUGCACAUUCGUCUCGUCAAACAGCUUAAAGACAAUGUCAAGUGAGAAAUCGAACUCGGAAUUUGAAAAUUCGAAUUAUUUUCUGCACAGGAAGGCGAUAAACUUUGAGGAGAUCGUCGGAGGAGCCAACAAACGGCGUUACAUCCAGAAAACGGUCUUCAAUGAGCUCCUGAAGCUCGUCGAUCCAGGAGUGACCGCCUUCACACCGACAAAGGGAAAGAGAAACGUUUUCAUGUUUGUCGGAUUGCAGGGAUCCGGUAAAACCACCACUUGUACCAAGGUAAACGGAAAUAUCACAUGAAAAUGCCCAAAUUUGAUAGUUUAGAUGGCCUACUACUACCAAAGAAAGGGAUGGAAGACCUGUCUGAUCUGCGCGGAUACUUUCCGUGCCGGAGCUUUCGAUCAGCUGAAACAGAACGCCACCAAGGCCAGAAUCCCCUUCUACGGAUCGUAUUCCGAGAUUGAUCCCGUCAAAAUUGCCGCGGAAGGAGUAGAAAAGUUCACGGUAAGAAAGAAGGUAAUUAUGUUUAAAUGUUGGUUGUUUUCAGCAAGAAGGAUUCGAAAUAAUCAUAGUGGAUACGUCCGGACGUCACAAACAAGAGGCGUCUCUUUUCGAGGAAAUGCUGCAAGUUUCGAAUGCCGUGCAGCCGGACAACGUCGUCUUCGUGAUGGACGCCUCGAUCGGACAGGCCUGCGAGGCCCAAGCCCGCGCCUUUUCGCAGACCGUCGACGUCGCCAGCGUCAUCAUCACCAAGUUGGACUCGCACGCGAAAGGAGGAGGAGCUCUUUCUGCGUAGGCGGACAAUUCGAAUAUUUUUAAUUGAAAAUUACAUUUUUGCAGUGUCGCCGUCACCAAAUCGCCCGUAAUCUUCAUCGGAACAGGAGAACACAUUGAUGACUUUGAAAUCUUCAAACCGAAAUCGUUCGUUCAAAAACUGCUCGGAAUGGGAGACAUCGCCGGACUCGUGGACAUGGUCAAUGAUAUUGGAAUCCAGGAGAACAAGGAACUCGUCGGAAGACUCAAACAAGGUUUUUUGAACAUUUUUCAAUAAAACCAUAUCGAUUUCAGGUCAAUUUACGAUCAGAGACAUGUACGAGCAAUUCCAGAAUAUAAUGAAAAUGGGCCCAUUCAGUCAGAUUAUGGUGAGCAAGAAAUCAACAAAAUUUACAUAGAAUUUAGACAACUUCAGAGUAUGAUUCCCGGAUUCGGGCCAGAGUUCAUGAACAAGGGAAAUGAGCAGGAAUCUGUGAAUCGGCUCAAACGGAUGAUGACUCUGAUGGAUUCGAUGAGCGACAAGGAGCUGGAUCAUCCGAAAGCGUCGGAACUGUUCACGAAAGAGCCGAACAGAAUCGCCCGGGUGGCCAGAGGAUCCGGGUGUUUCCAGAUCGAAGUGAAAGAGUUGCUGGCGCAGUACAAGAAGUUCUCGGACGUCGUCAAGAAGAUCGGCUCGAUCAAGGGACUCUUCAACGGAAAGAACGGCGACAUCAACCCGAAGAACGUGAAUCCGGCCCAAAUGGCGAAGCUGAACCAGCAGAUGGCCAAGAUGAUGGACCCGCGGGUACUGGCCCAGAUGGGUGGCAUGGGCGGCCUCCAGAACAUGAUGCAGCAGAUGGCGCGGGCCGGAAAAAUGUGA
Molecule: messenger RNA, 1763 nt
Organism: Caenorhabditis sp. 36 PRJEB53466
Lineage: Eukaryota; Metazoa; Nematoda; Chromadorea; Rhabditida; Rhabditidae
Source: the annotation of a GenBank genome assembly